Molecule: messenger RNA, 1965 nt
Organism: Didymodactylos carnosus
Lineage: Eukaryota; Metazoa; Rotifera; Eurotatoria; Philodinida; Philodinidae
Source: the annotation of a GenBank genome assembly
AUGAUAUUUAUUCCAUUAUCAAUUUUAUCUACUAUUAUUCUAUUAUGGAGUUUGGUGAAAUAUUCAACUGCUCUUAAUUGUUUCAAAUGUAUGACAACAAAUGUUGAUAAUGAUACGUGCAAUGAUCCAUUUAAUGCAAUAGAAAAUCAACUUGAAUUUGAUUGUCAAGCAACAUGGAAGGGAAAACAAGGAACAUUUCCAGCUCGAUUUUGUGUUAAAAUAUCUGGAACAGUACUUGAUAUUGAAGAGAAUGUCAAUUCAACAUAUUUAUAUAAAAAAAUAUUUUUAAGAACGUGUAUUGUUGAAAAUAUUAUGGAUUCAACAAAGAGUCCCGACUCUACUGGAAAUUUUCGUUUACAAGGUUUUCAGGGUCUAAUUGGUUUACGUAUACAAGGUACAAUAGCUAUGAAUCAUCCAUCAUUCUAUCAAACUGGACUUCCAUUAGAUAAUAUCUCUGCAUCAUCAUUAUAUCGUGUUCCAAUGAAUUAUCAACUACUAAAUAAUCCAAUAGGAUCGAAUUUUCAAGAUUUUAGAACAAUAUUUCAACCCCAAGCCUCAAAUGGACCUACAAUUCAAUAUUAUCCUCCAAUAGCAUCACCACCGUCAUUAACUGAAAAUUCAGAACGUGAUAUCUUUGAUUUAGAUUCACCAUCAAUAUCGAGUCAAAGUGAUAAUAGUAUAUUGAGCAUUGAUUCAUUUCCAACACAAUAUCAACAAAAGUCAAAUGAUUAUUCUAUACGACCAGUGCCCACAACUGCAUCAUCAGACGAGAAUGAUGGAACUAAUGAUGAAAAUGAAGGAUCUAAAAUUUUACGUAAACGAAAAAAACAUACUCAAGUUGAAAAACAACGUCGUCAGUUAGAAAAAUCUCAUUUUCGCGAAAUGUCUAUUUUGUUAUCCGAUUCAACAGAUUCUCAAACAGCUAAGCAUCGUUAUUUAGAUUUACUAAAUAUUGCAACGAAAAAAAUAAUUGAACUACAUACAAAACAUACAAAUGAUCCAUUAAAACCAUCAAAUUUAACUGAAAAAGAAUUAAAUUAUCUAUUAAUUCAAGCGAAUACUUCAUUUGUAUUUGUUCUAUUACUAGAAAUAAAUAAUCAAUUUGGUGAUAUUGUCUAUGUUACUGAUUCAAUUCAACGUGUAUUAAAUUUUACAUCAAAACAAAUUAUUAAUAAAAAAUUUUACGAUCUGAUUCAUCCAGAUGAUGUUGAAAUGGUACGAAAUGAAUUGAAUUCAUUAUCAUAUAAUUUAACAUCAGGCAUCAAAUGUCAUUUAAAAUGUAAAAUUCGAAAAUCCUUAGACAAUAAUACAUACACGCCAAUCAUAAUCGAUGGUAUUACAAAAUAUAUCAGAAAAGGAUUAUUAUUGUCUUCUGUCGCUGAUCCAUCAUCAACUAUGUUUGUAGUUGUUUGUGUUGCCCAUUUACCACGUAUUGUUACAUUUGCUGACAAAAAUCAAUUGCAAAAUAAUGAUACAUUACGUUUUCGUUGUCGUUGUUCACCAAAAGAUUGGAAAAUAUUUUUAAUUGAUCGAUCCUAUUCAAAUUUGGAUAUUGGUAAUGGUAUUAACGAUACCAUAGGACAAUGUUUGUUUAAUUUUAUUCAUAAUAACCAACAAAUUCUACAAUUAUUUGAACAAGCAAGCAUUAGGCAAAUAGUUAAUGAACAACAACACAAAUGUCAAUUAAAAUGCAAUGGAAAUUUAAUAUUAAUGAAUUUGACUAUAAAAUCACAUUAUAAUCCUGUUACACAUCAGCCAGAUUUUAUUGAAUGUACAUUUGAUAGUUGUUCAUCGGACACAAACCACAUUCAAAUGAUUAGCGGAAACUUGGACAAUAAUUUUACAUUUAAUCCGAAUGAUUUAUGGGAUGAUACAUUGAUUGAUGUAUCACAGCAACCAGAAGACCAAACCCUGUACGAAGCUUUUUUUGAUUCGCUAGAUAGUAUUUUAGAAAAUCCUUGUUGA